Messenger RNA from Durusdinium trenchii, 714 nucleotides. The record is from the annotation of a GenBank genome assembly. NCBI's taxonomy places the organism in Eukaryota, Dinophyceae, Suessiales, Symbiodiniaceae.
AUGACGGGCCCCGUCUUUGCCCGUGUGCCAGCGCUGCAGCCCUGGAGUGGCGAGGGUGUGCCAGUGGCACCGGUGGUGAUCUCCUGGAAGGAACUACAGGAGGCAUCCGCGGCACCUGCACCUUCGGACGUGCAGCGUCUUGCCGGCUCCAAAGUUGUAUCGGGUGAGAUCGCAUCUUCCAAGAUUUUUUUCACGAUGGGCAACGUACUAUUCUGUGAUUGCCAGGAGAUUCACCCCAUGCAGGUGAAGAAUGAUGGCUUGGACGAGGUGUGUCGCCAGAUGCUCGAAAGGAUCUUUGAGCUCUAUGAUUUCGAGAACGAUGGCAGCGUCUCGCUGCGAGAGUUUGUGACGAUGAAGCUGAACCAGAAGAGCGCCCAUGUGGAGCUGAAGGAGGAGGAGGCCCGGCUCCUUCGGGAGGAGAUGAUCCGACUCUACCGGGAACAGCUCGAUGAGGGCUUGCAACCGGUGAGAUGCAAAACCUUUGUGGAGUGCAUGUGGCGCAACGUGAAAUUGCUGGAACCCACGGACAGGAACGCGCAGUUCCUGAUCUUGGAGGGCCUCUUGAUCGAGGCUCAGAUGGCUCGCGAGAUGGUGGAAGGGUCUCGUCAGCGAACAUUGCCGACCUUGUUGACCCAGAUCCCCAGAGCUGCCGAAGGUGCCCAAUUCUCCCCAAAGGGGAAGGUCGUCGGCCCUCCACUCACGGCCUUGGUGUGA